AUGCCUUCCACUAAAUCACAGAAAGUCGUCAAGGCCGCGGAUUCUGAGGAUGAGACGCGUACAUUCUACAGGAAGCAGAAGAACAUGCAAAAAGCAUCAAACAGUAAGUUUAAUGAUUGCGAAACGCGAGUGCAUCACAAAUCACAUGCUACAUCUAUGGCGGCAUCCACAUUUGCCAUGGCAAUUACAAAUGCCCAUACCCCUAUCACCGUCAGCCACACAUCGAGGCACGCUCCGGCUCUUCCUGCCUCUCAAAUAGCACAUUGUGGCUCAGACAUAAACGCUAAAAUCCCGUUCCGUUCUAGACCCGGAACCAAUGCCGACGUGCCAAGUUUCGACCACACGGCCUUCGAAGCUCUUCGCGACCUGCUUGCGAACAAGGCCGACAUUGAGCGACGCAUCGCUAAGAGUAUCGAGACCCUGGAAAAAGCCAUGAACACGGCCUCCAGAGAGUUCCAAGUUGUCCUCAGUUCGCAGGCCGAAGCGUUCAGGACUGCCACUGUGCCCGCCACUACAAGCGCUGCAGCUGCAAGUUCAAAAGCCCUCAUCGUGAAACACUAA
Molecule: messenger RNA, 561 nt
Organism: Aureobasidium melanogenum CBS 110374
Lineage: Eukaryota; Fungi; Ascomycota; Dothideomycetes; Dothideales; Saccotheciaceae
Exons: 2
Coding region: 1-561 (186 amino acids)
Source: RefSeq, a predicted model, not a curated record